This is a messenger RNA of Rosa rugosa (rugosa rose), 1095 nucleotides long. RefSeq lists its product as uncharacterized. The record is from RefSeq and is a predicted model, not a curated record. The transcript is spliced from 2 exons. The coding region runs from base 1 to 1095 and encodes 364 amino acids. Lineage: Eukaryota; Viridiplantae; Streptophyta; Magnoliopsida; Rosales; Rosaceae. Gene Ontology annotation, molecular function: RNA-DNA hybrid ribonuclease activity; nucleic acid binding.
AUGCAGGAACAUGAGCAAUGUGAGAUAAAAGGUCUCACUGAAGAAUCGUUGGUGGACCGGUUGGCUAAGCAGUUCAACACUGACAUCCCUGUCAAUGAACUCAAGUUGGAUCUAGCUGAGGGCAUGGAUGAAACAGUCAUGACUGAUACGUCCUGCAACAUGGUUUACGUACUACCCGCAAGGUAUGCACUGCCCGUCGCCGCGCAGGAUUGCGUGGAAGCUGAGGGAAGUAGCGCACAACCCGUGCAGAUUACUUCAGCAGUUACGGCACCUGUGGAAGAGGCUAAGGCAGUGAAGGGACAGGCUAUUGCAGAUUUUCUGGCCCAUCAUCCUAUGCUGGAUAUUCCCCCAGUGAAGGAAUUAGAGAUAGCUACCGCCACCGCAAUUCGACCAGAUUUGGCGUGCAUCCCAGAAUAUGCCAUCUGGCAUCAAGCUACAAUCUCCUUGCAACCCUGGGUAUUAUUUUUUGAUGGUUCCAGAACCGAAACGCUAGCAGGGGCAGGGAUUGUACUGGAAAACCCAGCAGGUGAUCGUUUCUCUUAUUCUUUCCAAUUGGAGUUCAAGUGCACAAAUAAUCAAGCCGAGUAUGAAGCCCUCAUCAUUGGGUUGGAAGUGUUAUUGGAAUUGGGAGUGAGAGACGUUCAGGUUCGCGGUGACUCUCUGCUCGUGAUAAGUCAGCUCCAAGAGAAAUACAGGUGCGUAAGCUGUCUGCUCAUUCCUUAUUUGAAUCGCGCCAUCAAGCUUUUGGAUCAAUUUGAUGACGCGGAUUUGGAACACAUACCUCGCGAGCGCAAUUUUGCGGCCAACGAGCUUGCUCAGCUGGCCACAGGCAUCACAUUGAAGUAUGGGGUUCGCGAGCGCAUUCUGAAAGUCGAACGUCGCACGUUGCCUUCGUGGCUUGCACGGCUUGACCCGCCAGACGAUCCGGUUGUCGCAGUCCUGGAGCCUAUUGACGUCGAUUGGCGAGUUCCAUUGAUCAAUUACCUCAAGCAACCAGACCCUACGACAGACAGGAAGAUACGUUUUCUUGCCUUAAACUAUUUCCUCAGGGGUGACGAGUUGCGACGACGUGGGAAAGAUGGCAUAGACUUCUGA